UUCUCAUAACGGAUAGAAACGCUCUCUCAGUUCUUGCGCGCCAAGACAAGAAACCUAUUGCUCUCCCGCUAUCUGUUCGUGAUUCUUGAAACUUUCUCCGAUUUCGAUCAACGAUUCUGCCUCGCACCGCAGCAUUCCGCAAGAGAACCAAGAGUUUGAUGAAGAAAGCCUUCGAGUUAUCCACGCUCUGCGAUGUUCGGACCUGCGUUUUGAUCCAUGGCCCUGCUCCUCCACAAGAUGGUGAUUGCUCGGCAGUGGAAUCUCACACGUGGCCUCUCAAUCGCGAAGAAAUCGAAGGUAUUAUCCGGGCCUAUAAGACUAGUUAUUUUCAGAAACCAUUGAUGAAGUCUUUCGAUUUGUACGGUUAUUUCUCCGAUCGUAUGAAGAAAAUCGAAGCAGAGAGGGCUAAAUUUCGCAAUGAUGCUGAAGAUAUCAAGUGCCCGAGUUGGGACGAGCGGCUUGAGUGUUUGUCCGGACAUCAGUUGCGGUUGGUCAUGGAGGAUUUGGGUUCGAAGAGUGAAGUUGCAGAGGGAAUGAUUGGUUUUAUGGAAGGAGUAUCCGCAAUUGAUUUCAUUUGCGGAUCAACCGAGAAUCAAACUCCGAAUACUGAAAAUUCAACCAUUGAGGGAGCAUCUGCAACUGAUUUCAUUGGCGGACCAACCGAGAAUCAAACUUCGAAUUCUGAAAAUUCAACCAUUGAUUCACAAUGGUUCCCUUUCCAUGAUGGGUUACAAACCGAGGAAGCUCUUUUGAUGAUGCCUGAUCAUGAUUUCUCCAACUUAUUAUUUGGCACAAACGGAGUUGACUACACUUAUGAACAUCUCCUCUCGAACGAGAUGAUGAUGGAGAACAACAACAUGGGAGAAUUUCAAUCUGCAGCGCCUCUCCAACCAAUUUUGCCACUGUCGUAUUUGCAAUGUGCCUCAGAUUAUUCUCAAAUGAUGAACAAUGCUUUUAGUGUGAGCAAAGGACAUUCUUACCUAAAGGCGGUUGAACUUUUGCUUCUAAUCCUACUCACAUUUGCAUUGUUGGGAGUGUAACCGGGAGUUGGAAUUUUGAUCCCCUAUACCUAAGGGCACCUGCACCCACCUCAAGACUUGGAACCAGGAGACAUAAAUGGUUUUUGGUAUUAAGCUCACCAGAAGGUUUGAACUUGGGACCUCUAAGCUAGUAUGACCAAAAGAUCCCAAGCCCUUGCCGACCGGACUGCUCCUGGGAGGAUGGACACACCAGAUUGCAGAAAAUCAAAAUCCUGAUGUGAAGGCUACUGAAACAGCUGCAAUCCAUGUAAGUCUUCCCUGUCCCUCAUAUUCGAAGUGUUUUGGGUUUGUUUUUAGAAUCUGGAGGCAGUUUCAUUUGUAAUGGAACAUCAUUCUUUUCAUUUUCUUCACCAAUAUAUAUUGUGUUCUUUUUUACAACAUACAUAUAUGAGAGCUGAGUUCAUUGGCUUAAACUUGGUGGACAAAUGGAGGGAAAAUGAAAGAAAUAAGGUUGUUUUUUAGUUAUUGGUUAAAUAUAGAUUGACUGAACGCAGAAAGCCUUCCACUGGCAGGCGAUCGUGUUUUUCACAGGAUUUCUCGUUACUCAUGUCAGUAUUCUCACUUCUGAUAUCUCCAGGUGUUGUCACCAAAAACCUUUCUCGAUUGACAGAACAUCCCGUUACUGACACUUGAAAAAGCUGCUUUCAAGGUCUCGUCGUUUCGGUGAAUCACUUGAGCCCCGAUACAUUUUCGGUGCCAUGAAGCUAGACCAGUGAGCUAUUACACUUUCUUCAAAUGAUGGCUGCUUCCAAGCCCACCUCCUGAUUGUCGUCGCUCGAUCACUUCCUUUUCCACCAAGUGAUUGCUUAGGGACCUUAGCGUACGAUCUGGGCUGUUUCCCUCUCGACUUUGGAUCUUAGUUGUUACGAGUGGUGAAUUAUGUUGAUAAAAACAUUGGAUAUCUUUGAUUGUGCUACUUUUUUGUUGGGGUUGGCUUUCUUGUCCAGUAAAAGAAUGAAGAAUGGUUGAAUAA
Messenger RNA from Momordica charantia (bitter melon), 2013 nucleotides. NCBI's taxonomy places the organism in Eukaryota, Viridiplantae, Streptophyta, Magnoliopsida, Cucurbitales, Cucurbitaceae. The record is from RefSeq and is a predicted model, not a curated record.